AUGGAUGUCACUCUCUCCACUAGAUUUCUCCAACCCUCUUUCAGCAACUCCUCUCACCACAGUUUGUCAUUGUUGAAGGCCAUUUCUUACGACCAACCCAACCAAUGUUUCAAUUUUAUCUCAUCAUCGCCCCUCUCCACCACCCUCAUCACCUACUACACCCAAACUAGUGGAGCAAUUUAA
Sphenostylis stenocarpa is the source of this 183-nucleotide messenger RNA. Lineage: Eukaryota; Viridiplantae; Streptophyta; Magnoliopsida; Fabales; Fabaceae. The record is from the annotation of a GenBank genome assembly.